This is a messenger RNA of Acomys russatus (golden spiny mouse), 571 nucleotides long. It is a transcript of the gene Mydgf, whose product is annotated as myeloid derived growth factor. The record is from RefSeq and is a predicted model, not a curated record. Gene Ontology annotation, biological process: positive regulation of angiogenesis; positive regulation of endothelial cell proliferation. Bases 56 to 556 code for a protein of 166 amino acids. Lineage: Eukaryota; Metazoa; Chordata; Mammalia; Rodentia; Muridae. The transcript has 6 exons.
CGUGUCCCUCGCCGCGCCCCGUCCGCCAGCGCCUGCGCCUUGGCCCGGAACCAAGAUGGCGGCGCCCAGCGGAGGCUUCUGGAUCGCGCUGCUCCUGGCGGCCGCGGCGCUGAAGUUGGCGGCCGCCGUCUCCGAGCCCACCACCGUGCCGUUUGACGUGAGGCCCGGAGGCGUCGUUCAUUCCUUUUCCCAGGACGUGGGACCCGGGGGCAAGUUUGCGUGCACAUUCACGUACGCUUCCCAAGGAGGGACGAAUGAGCAAUGGCAGAUGAGCCUGGGGACAAGUGAAGACAAUCAGCAUUUCACCUGUACCAUCUGGAGGCCACAGGGGAAGUCCUACCUCUAUUUCACACAGUUCAAGGCCGAGGUGCGGGGUGCUGAGAUCGAGUACGCCAUGGCCUAUUCCAAAGCUGCCUUUGAGAGAGAAAGUGAUAUCCCAUUAAAAAACGAGGAGUUUGAAGUGACCAAAACAGCAGUGUCUCACAGGCCUGGGGCCUUCAAAGCUGAGCUCUCCAAGCUGGUGAUUGUAGCCAAGGCGGCACGAUCGGAGCUGUGACCUUCCCGUUUGGGC